Sinocyclocheilus anshuiensis is the source of this 1966-nucleotide messenger RNA. RefSeq names its product signal transducing adaptor family member 2a (gene stap2a). The record is from RefSeq and is a predicted model, not a curated record. The transcript has 11 exons. Bases 294 to 1385 code for a protein of 363 amino acids. Gene Ontology annotation, molecular function: signaling adaptor activity. Lineage: Eukaryota; Metazoa; Chordata; Actinopteri; Cypriniformes; Cyprinidae.
AACCUUACAAUUAUACUUUCCACCAAAUAACGGAGAUGUUUUCCUGAGAGCGAGCGCCUGCGGGUCAUAAUGUAAUCACAGAUGCCAUAUUGAGUCUCUGUCGUGUUGUGCAGCUGAAUGCGUGUCAGUGACGAGAUUAAUCACGCAUAUCCAGUGCCAUCCAUCUCUCGCCCAAAGAAGGCGUGUCGCUUCCCGGUCAGUAGCAUCAUCCAGCGGCUCUUUGUCCCGCUGCUGUGUGUGUUGUUGAGUGUGUGUGUGUGUGUGUGUCAGUACCGGGCAGAGCUGCUCGAAUCAUGGCGGUAGCGCCCGCGAAUCCUCGCACCGGGAGCACGAGAGCGCAGCUGCCGCCCUGUUAUUACGAGGGAUACCUGGAGAAAAGAGGAGCGAAAGAGAAGGUAGCUCGGCGUUUAUGGACCUGUUUAUGUGGAAACACACUGUACUUCUUCAACAACCCUAAGGACACAAAUCAUGUAGAGAAGCUGGAUCUGAGUGGGUUUGUGUCUUUGAUCGAUGACCCAAGUCGUGAUAGGAAUCUGGAGGCAGCCAGACUGAACCUCCGCAUGAAAGAUGGAGAAAUCAAACUCACUGCACCGAAUCUGGAGGCGCGUGAGCUGUGGAAAGGUUUUCUUUACUCGGUCGUAGAUCUGGCUGUGCCCACGACUCUCACCCUCCUGCCCGGGCAGCUGCACAUGCUGAAUGAAGUCGUGGAGAAAGAAAAAAUGCGUCGAAAGGCACGAGCGUCUUCCAGAGCCCCCUCGUCCCCCCUCUCGCUCCCGCUGGUGGGGGAAAUACCUGCGUGUUUCAGGCCUGUGUCUCGUACUGAAGCUGAGGUGCUGUUAGAAAGACAUCCAGACUGCGGGAACAUGCUGCUCAGACCAGGCCGGGACGGAUCUUCACUCGCCGUCACAACACGACAAGACCUGAACGGAUCAGUGUUCAGGCAUUACAGAGUGACACAGAAGCAGCAGGGUGGUUACAUUAUCGAUGUGGAAAACCCAAUCCCCUGUCCCACACUGUAUGAUGUCAUCAAUGCACUUGUGGAGAAAACCGCCGGGACUCUUCAGCCCUUUAUAUUAGAAGAGCCUUAUGAGGAGAACAUCACGUUUGUGUCGUCCAAUGAUGAGAAUGGAGAGCGAACCCUGCACUGUGCUCCCACUGGACCUCUUUCUCGAGCUCCAUCACUGCCACCUAAACAAGUAGGUACAGACAGAUGGUCGCUGCGGUCACAGAUGAGAUCUCCCAGUUCCUCACCAAGAUCCUUUUCCCCGUCUGGCUCUCCGUCCAACUCCAUGAGAAGGCUGGUUCUGUCUCCCUCACCGCUCUCUCAGAGCCUCACAGACGAGCUCAAACAGACGCUGGAGAAGAGACGGACCAGUCAAGAGUGAUUUCCUCCUCGUUUCUGCCCACUCUUCGUCGUCUCAUUCUUCCAGUGCCUUCCAAUAAAGACUGAUGUCCUGUUGAACGGACAAGGACUCCCUGUAAUCGACAUUCUUCCCUCAGUGUGACUGAAACAAUGCCACUUUAUUUGGCUCUAUUAAUAACACGAGAGCGGAGGUCCACCAGCUUAUCCUGCCUCAUAAUAAUGCCGUCACAGAAUGAUGCCAUUUCUGUUGAGACUAUUGAAAUUUAAAUGGGAAAAAUCUGAGCCAAGAUUCUCUAUACCUCUUACUCUCUCUAUUCUAUUAAUUAGACCUUAACUCAGGUUUCUACUGUCAAACCAUGAGUCGAGAGGACAUAGGACAUUUCCACACAUUUAAGAAAGAAGCACAUCAAACUCGUCUUAAAAUGAAGGACUUGUAUUACUGGUUUUAAUCAAACACUAACUGUGAACUGGAGAGAAGUGAUCUAAAUGCUCAGAUGAAUGUGAAUCUGGUAUGGUUCGAGGUAGGGUCCAAAAUUAACACUCGCCAAGCACCAAAUGUGCAUAUAAAUUGGGUUAAUAAAAAGCAAAUACAUUUUGCAGAUG